Knipowitschia caucasica is the source of this 1563-nucleotide messenger RNA. The record is from the annotation of a GenBank genome assembly. NCBI's taxonomy places the organism in Eukaryota, Metazoa, Chordata, Actinopteri, Gobiiformes, Gobiidae.
AUGCCCAAAGGCUUCCUGGUCAAAAGAAACAAGAAAUCGACACACGUUUCCUACAGGACGCGCCCAGAAGAGGAUGACCUCCAGGAGCCCCCCACCUCAGCUGCCUUGCCGGGUCAUGCAGACCCCUCCCCGCCGCUGUCCAUGGCGCCCAGUACAGACCGAGCGUUCCUCACCGCAGCGGACGCGCCCGUGUCCAGGAUGGAGAAGCCGGCCCAGUUUGGUAACCCCGAGACGGCGUGCCAAGCUCUCUACAGCCCCACCCGACCAAUCAGCAAGGAGCAUGAGCGGGGCUAUUUCGAGCGGGGUUUCAAUCUAGGCUCACCGAUUUCUGCAGAGUCAUUCCCCACUCCAGCAUCCCUCUCCGGCCUGGACCACCUGCUCUAUGCUCCGGUUGAUCUGAAAAUCGGCACCAGCAACAGCAGCCGCAGCGGCACCACCUCCACCAGCAGCAGCAGCAGUAGCAGCCUCCCAGCACCAAACCGCCUAACCACCAAAAGACCCGCGGAGGCCACCGAGCGUAAGCCCAAACCCGCUGCCAAAAAACCCAAAGCCAUCAGGAAGCUCAACUUUGAGGAUGAGGUGACGACCUCUCCAGUGCUGGGGCUCAAAAUCAAAGAGGGCCCCGUGGAGAUGAAGCCACGGCCACAGUCCGUGGCGGGAAACAAGCCUUUGGGAGAGUUUGUGUGUCAGCUUUGCAAAGAGGCGUACGCGGAUCCCUUUUCUCUCGCACAACACAAAUGCUCUCGGAUCGUGCGUGUCGAGUACCGCUGUCCCGAGUGUGAUAAGAUGUUCAGCUGCCCGGCCAAUCUCGCCUCUCACCGCCGCUGGCACAAACCACGGGCCACUGCCGCGUCUGCGCUGCCCCCCGCACAGGGCAUCAAGCCUGACAUGGCCAAAGCGCCUCCUCUGGGUGUCAAGUCAGAUGAAGCCAAAGACACAAGUGACAGGGACACCCCGAGCCCCGGUUUGUCCGAGUCCGGCUCUGAAGACGGCGCUUACGACUGUCAGUUUUGCGGGAAGAGGUUCAAGCGUCAGGCAUACCUAAGAAAACACAUAAUGGGACACCAGGCCCUGCAGAAGAAAGUGUUGGAGGACUUUCAGACAGCCGAGCGCGCAGCAGAGCAGCCCCCCAUGCCAUCCUCUUCCUCCUCAGAGGAAGCGUCAAACCAAAGCCCCCUCAACCUGAGUCCAGUGGACUGCCUGCUGUGCCCGGUGUGUGGGGAGAGUUUCAGCAGCAGGGCAGCCCAGGAGAGACACCUGCGCCUCAUGCACUCGUCCCAGAUUUACCCCUGCAAAUACUGCCCCGCCACUCUGUACAGCUCCCCGGGGCUCACCAGGCACAUAAACAAGUGCCACCCCUCGGAGAACCGGCAGGUGAUCCUGCUGCAGAUGCCGGUGAGGCAGUACGCAGAGGUGCAGAGCAUGCACCUGUACCUCCUGGUGGGCUUCCAUUAUGCUAUAGUCUCCUCUGAACUGAGCAGCAGGGGUGACAGAUGGAGGAGGGUCAGGUUACUCCUGCUGCUGCUGCUACAGGGCCAGACCAGGGUCAGGAAGCCCCGGUGA